Messenger RNA from Glycine soja, 1204 nucleotides. Its product is annotated as NAC domain-containing protein 90-like. The transcript is spliced from 3 exons. Bases 112 to 846 code for a protein of 244 amino acids. The record is from RefSeq and is a predicted model, not a curated record. Gene Ontology annotation, molecular function: DNA binding. NCBI's taxonomy places the organism in Eukaryota, Viridiplantae, Streptophyta, Magnoliopsida, Fabales, Fabaceae. Gene Ontology annotation, biological process: regulation of DNA-templated transcription.
CUCUUAACAUGUCAUUUUGGUUCCUCUGUCCUCUCCAUAUAUAUUCUAUCUCACCUCAUUAUUUGAAAAUAUGCAAACGGUAACUUAGCCUAAAAUAAAUAAAAGAAAAACAUGGAUGAUCUCCCACCAGGUUUUCGAUUCUACCCAACAGAAGAAGAAUUAGUUUUCUUCUAUCUACACAACCAGCUAGAAGGCCAAAUACACGACACAAGCAGAGUCAUUCCAGUCAUUGACAUCAAUGGCGUAGAGCCAUGGAACCUUCCAUCACUUGCAGGGGAGCUUUGUCGUGGAGACACGGAGCAAUGGUUUUUCUUUUCACCGAGACAAGAGAGAGAGGCCAGAGGAGGCAGACCCAACAGAACCACAGCAAGUGGUUAUUGGAAGGCCACUGGUUCCCCUGGCCAUGUUUACUCUUCUGACAACAAAGUCAUUGGGAUGAAGAAAACCAUGGUCUUUUACAAAGGGAAAGCUCCCACCGGAAGGAAAACCAAAUGGAAGAUGCAUGAGUAUAAAGCCAUUGAACACUCUGAUCAAUCCAACACUGCCCCUCCAAAGUUGAGGCACGAAUUCAGCUUGUGUCGUGUUUAUGUGAUAUCGGGAAGCUUUCGAUCGUUUGAUCGACGCCCACUGGAUAUGCCAAGAGUUGAGCUACGAGUUGUUGAUGGGGACAGAGGUGCUGCUUCAACAAGUGCUCAAGCUCAACAGAGAAGUUCUUCUCAUACUUCCCACUCUGGUGGUGAUGCUCAUGUCACAGAUGCUGGAGCAGGGUCAAGUGGAACAAAUUGGAAUGCAAGUAAUAGGGUUGAGGAACCACUUUGGGAAUGGGAACAACUUGAUUGGCCAUGACCCAAAAGUCAAGAACAUGCUCAAACCUAGCAAGACUUUCUUAAUUGAAUAACGUCGUUUCAAUUAAAUUAAUCAUAUAAGUUGUAGGCGUAGUUUGGUUCGAUUUCCUUCACCUCGAAGGGCCAUGUAAUGUAACAUAAUCAUUAGUAUUUGUUGUUUAACAUAGGAUUGGUUUUCCCCGGGAAAAUAAGUUGGGAAUAAGAUCCAAGCAUAAAAAGGAAGGUGGUGUGGAUCUUGUAAUUUUGUUUUUGUGACUUGUUGUCUUGUAACGAUAAUCAAUCUCCUUUUCAACCCUAGAAAUUUUCUUUCUUGUUUAGGAAUUCAAAUGAAAUUAAUCAAUCUACUAUUUGCUUAUGAA